This is a messenger RNA of Capsicum annuum, 531 nucleotides long. RefSeq lists its product as uncharacterized. NCBI's taxonomy places the organism in Eukaryota, Viridiplantae, Streptophyta, Magnoliopsida, Solanales, Solanaceae. The transcript has a single exon. Bases 1 to 531 code for a protein of 176 amino acids. The record is from RefSeq and is a predicted model, not a curated record.
AUGGUUGUAAUCUUGGUAUAUGUGGAUGAUUUUUCCAUCACUGGUGACAACAUUACUAUGAUCAAUAAAGCAAAAGCAACCUUGCAUCAGGAGUUUAAGCUCAAAGAUUUGGGAAAGCUCAAAUAUUUCUUGGGAAUAGAAGUGUUAAAAUUUGCAGCUGGGGUCAUAUUGAAUCAGAUGAAGUAUAUUUUAGAGCUCAUUUCAGAGAUUGGAUUAGCUGGGGCUAAACCUGCACCUACCCCAUUAGAAGUUAAUGCCAUGUUAACCUCAGUUGAGUUUGAUAAAGCAACAAGUACCACAGGGGAUGUUGUUCUCAGGGACAUUAUUUCUUAUCAAAUAUUGGUUGGGAAGUUGAUGUAUGCAACUAUAACUAGACUUGAUAUUAGCUAUGGUGUGCAGAUCUUAAGUCAAUUUACACAACAGCCUAAAAGGUCUCAUUUGGAAGCUGCUAAUAGGGUAAUCAGAUACUUAAAAGGAAUAGUAGGCUGGGGUGUUUGGCUUAAGGCUCAGCCUACUGCAGAUCUUAUGUGA